Vigna radiata var. radiata (mung bean) is the source of this 1172-nucleotide messenger RNA. Its product is annotated as adenylate kinase 1, chloroplastic. The transcript is spliced from 4 exons. The record is from RefSeq and is a predicted model, not a curated record. Lineage: Eukaryota; Viridiplantae; Streptophyta; Magnoliopsida; Fabales; Fabaceae. The coding region runs from base 1 to 795 and encodes 264 amino acids. Gene Ontology annotation, molecular function: ATP binding; AMP kinase activity. Gene Ontology annotation, cellular component: mitochondrion; cytoplasm. Gene Ontology annotation, biological process: nucleobase-containing compound metabolic process.
AUGGCGGCCAUAACCCGCCUCGUAAAGCGCACCCCCUACCUCCCUUGCGCGGCGCGAUUCCUGUCUCACGCGCCGCCGCAGAAGGAGAGGAAUGUCCAGUGGGUGUUCCUGGGGUGUCCCGGCGUUGGAAAAGGCACCUACGCCAGCCGGCUUUGCAACCUCCUUGGUGUCCCUCAUAUCGCCACCGGUGAUCUCGUCCGUAGCGAGCUUGCCUCCAACGGCCCUCUUUCUUCCCAGCUAUCAGAAAUUGUUAAUCAAGGUAAAUUGGUGUCCGAUGAAAUCAUCAUGAGUUUAUUGUCGAAGAGGCUGGCUGAUGGGGAAGCAAAAGGUGAAUCGGGAUUUAUUCUUGAUGGGUUUCCACGAACAAUAAAGCAAGCAGAAAUAUUGGAAGGAGUAACUGACAUUGACUUGGUAGUCAAUCUGAAGAUCCAAGAAGAAGCACUGCUUGCAAAAUGCCUUGGUAGAAGAAUUUGCAAUCAAUGUGGAGGAAAUUUUAAUGUUGCUUCCAUCAGCCUCAAGGGUGAGAAUGGGCGCCCAGGAAUGGUCAUGGCUCCACUUCUUCCUCCUGCACAUUGUAUGUCAAAGCUCGUUACACGUUCAGAUGAUACUGAAGAAGUGGUCAAAGAAAGGCUUCGAAUAUACAGUGAAAAGAGUCAGCCUGUGGAGGAAUUUUACCGUAGCAGAGGAAAACUGUUGGAGUUUGAUUUGCCAGGAGGGAUCCCAGAAUCUUGGCCUAAGUUGCUACAAGCUCUUAAUCUUUACGAUUAUGAGGAGAAGCAAUCCGUUGCUGCAUAAGAUAUAAAAUCAUACCACACAAAUGAGUAUUUCAUUCUUUGCAUGCAUUUAUGUAUUGCAUGCUUUAAAAUUUUGCAGAUAUAGAACCAAAGAGGGUGGACUUCUCUAUUGGUAUUAUUUGGAUAAAUAAUGAUACACGAGGUGUUCAAAUCUGAUAUAACCUCUUCCCGGUUGGGAAUUCACUAUUUUAAUUCAGUUAAUAAUGACAAUGGUUUUUAUGCUUUUUAAUGGUGUCAGCAACAGUUAAUUCCUAUAGAAUUGCUGACUGGUUAGGAUUUAGCAAUAAGCUUCAGUAAGAUUGACUCAUAAUUACUGUGUUGUAACUGAAAUAUGAAAUACGAAUGAACUAAUGCUGUUGUACUAAUUUCUUCUUUGCC